This is a messenger RNA of Naegleria gruberi, 1867 nucleotides long. RefSeq names its product monooxygenase. NCBI's taxonomy places the organism in Eukaryota, Heterolobosea, Eutetramitea, Acrasida, Naegleriidae. The transcript has 2 exons. The record is from RefSeq and is a predicted model, not a curated record. The coding region runs from base 16 to 1749 and encodes 577 amino acids.
AAACCCUUCAAAAUAAUGUUGCCUUUCUUACUGUUUCUCUGUUUGCUUGUGGCAGUUUCGCUUUGGCUCUUGUAUUUCAAGUUUUACAAACCAUAUCUUGAUUGUCAAGUAUUGCUGGAAGAUAUUCAAAGUGCAGCAGAUGAGAAAGUUGAAAGAAUUGGAGAUACAGCAAUAAUCCUAGGAGGAUCCUUUGCUGGACUGACAAGUGCCAUUGUACUGUCAAAAUAUUACAGAAGGGUAAUUAUUGUGGAUCGAACUGUGAUGGAGCCACUUGAAACUGUGGCCAAAGCCAGACAGGGAGAACAAGCUCAUGCUAUUUCAUAUCGUUCAUUAUUGGUGUGGGAUCGAUUAUUGCCAGGAUUUUGGUCCGAGUUGGUAGAAAUGACAAAAGCUAAUCGACUUUCACAAUUAAUGUUUCCUGCCACCGAAGUCAAAUAUUUCUACAGGGAAGGUUAUAAUUUGAGUGGACAUUUUGAUUUGAGAAGUAGAUCGAUUAUUACUGCCAGUAGAGGACAGAUGGAAACUGCACUCAGAGAAAGGAUUAGAAAAGAUUUGAAGAAUAUUGAGAUAUUCGAUGGAUACAAUGUUUCCUCUAAUGGAAUCAAUAUUGAAAGAGUACAAGAGAGCAACAAUGGAGAGAAGGUUGUACGUGUCAAAUCAGUGACCAUUGCAAAGUGUUCACAAGAAAAUGAUCCAGCAGAUCGAUUGAUAAUUGAUUGUGAUUUGUUUGUCAAUUGUGCUGGUGUAGGAUCCAAUGUUUUGAUGAAAAACAUUGAAAAUGAAGUUUCACCUCAUAAGAAACUAUUAACCAAAUCUAAGGUAGAAGUCAAGAUUAGAUAUCAAACUGUUUAUUUUGAACCUAAGGAUACUUCAUACGAUAGUGAAGGAAAGGUCGUUCUCUGUCGUGAAGAUAGACAAGUGAAUGAGAAUAGAAAGAUUAAUGAUCCAUACUAUAUGAUUUAUCACUUGUUGACCUACCCAAAUACAAAGGGAAUGCUCAUAAUGCCAUUCACUGACAAUACCAUGUUGCUCCUCUUACACAAUUACAAUGAGAAAAUUGAGUCAUUGACUCCAGAACGUGCAAAGGAGCAAAUUUUAGAAUUUUGUAAAGAUUUCCCAGAUAUGGAGAAGGACACUUCACAUGUAUUGGAUCUACUCAAAGAUGAACCAAAGAGAAUAGCUCCAAUCUAUGAAAAGAAUGGCAGCGAAUACGUACACUAUGAAAAUUUAAAGAAUGUCAAAGGAUUUAUUGCACUCGGUGAUGCUGUUGCUUCUCUCAAUCCUAUUUAUGGCCAGGGAAUUACCUUGUCUGUAGAUUCGGCAGUAUUUUUGGAUAGCAUGAUCAAGAAGGAGCUCGAAACAUCCAAUAAGGCAGUAUUUAAUGCCAAGUUUUGUAACAAGUUUCAAUUGGCUCUUUCCAAGACCUAUUUAGUUCCUUGGAUUUUGGGGUCUAGCUCCGAUUUGAGAUUUGACUUUUCUAAAUAUUCAAAGAACCUCUACUUACAAAAAUUGGUUGCUCCACUAUUGGCUUGGCUCACUGAUAGAUUAUUCAUUUCAAGUCACUACUCUGCAGUAUCGAGUUAUUACUUUCAAACUGUCUUGAUUAUGGAUGAUGGUUUCAGAAAGCAAUUGUUAAAUCUUCGUUGGUUGCUUGGCUAUGUUUUCUGGAGAGAGCUCAAAAUGGCCAUGUGGUGCCUUGCUAUCGCCGCUUUGUGUACCUUGGCUGUUGUUGGUGUGGAAAAUUAUUAAGGUAUCCUAAUUCCGAACGAUCGCACACUCCUUUGGAAACACUUUUUCACACAAUUUACCAAAAAUGUUUCUGACACAGCUGUUUCAGUUUGGGUAAUAAAUAAGGUUGUUCAAUGCA